AUGAGUGAUAUCAAUAACGCCACGAUCCAGCUAUCUGAUCGAGCCAAGGAACUGCACAAUGUGAUGAUCACUAAAGGUUCGGGUGCAUUGUUCACCCAGCAAGAGCUGAGUGAGCGCAGUGGACUAGCGUCUCUGAGCGAUCUGAUGUCUAUUGUGCAGGAGCUUCUAGACAAGAACCUGCUGAAGCUUGUCAAGCAGAACAACGAGCUGAAGUUCCAAGCGGUGGACUUCUUCGAAGCGCAGAAGAAGUCGACCAUGUCUGCGGAGGAAGCGCUCGUGUACUCCUACAUCGAGAGCAGCGGCCGUGAAGGUAUAUGGAGCAAGACCAUCAAGGCGCGCACGAACCUGCACCAGCACGUCGUGCUGAAGUGUCUGAAGUCCCUAGAGUCGCAGCGGUACGUGAAGAGUGUGAAGAGUGUCAAGCACCCCACCCGUAAGAUAUACAUGCUGUACCACUUGCAGCCGUCCAUUGAGGUCACCGGUGGUCCGUGGUUUACCGACAGCGAACUGGAUGUGGAGUUCAUCAACAGUCUGCUGACGAUUGUGUGGAGAUUCGUGUCUGAGUGCACGUACCCCGGCGGGUUCUCCAACUUCCAGAACGGUAGCCAAGGCGCACUGUACGCCCCGGGCAUCAAGAACUACUGCAGCCUGGAGGACAUCCUGCAGUUCAUAGAACAGGCGCAGGUUGCCAACGUGCAGCUGAAUCUGGGGGACAUACGUUCGCUGUGCGAGGUUCUAGUGUACGACGACAAGCUUGAGCGGGUAUUGCACGACCACUACCGUGUGACACUGUCCAGCGUGAUGCAGAUGAACCAGGUUGCCAGCGUUUCGCAAGCGGAUGACGCCACGGACAUGUAUGCGGAGUCGGAGUACUCCAUCUUCGACUUCCACACCGUGAUGGCACCAUCAUCAAUGGACAAAGAAGCGGUAUACUUUGAUGAAUGGGUAUUGUGA
Nakaseomyces glabratus is the source of this 954-nucleotide messenger RNA. RefSeq names its product DNA-directed RNA polymerase III subunit C34 (gene RPC34). NCBI's taxonomy places the organism in Eukaryota, Fungi, Ascomycota, Saccharomycetes, Saccharomycetales, Saccharomycetaceae. Gene Ontology annotation, cellular component: RNA polymerase III complex. The record is from RefSeq and is a predicted model, not a curated record. Gene Ontology annotation, biological process: transcription by RNA polymerase III.